GAGAGAGAGAAAGGACAGAAAGAGAGAGGGGGAAGAGGAGGAGAGACGGAGAGGUAUUCCACAUCGUUGAUUAUAGAGGAGGGGGCUCUUUUACGCUGUUUGCCAAAGUGUAGAUUCAUAUACACAUAUAUGUAUGUAUGUAUGUAUGUAUGUAUGUAUGUAUAAUAAGGGAAGGGGGUGUGGAUUGGAGGGAAGUGAGUACAAGUAGUCUCCCGCCGCGCGGUGAUGCGCCUUCCCCCUUCGGUAUCCCUGCGCCCUCCCGCGAAGGGUGAAAGGAAAGAGAGAGAGAGAGAGAGAGAGGCAGGGAGCGCGCGCCAACGAGGAGGAAGAGGAGGAGACCAAGCGCCGCUCUGAUUGGGCGCCCGGAAGGGAGACGUCCCCGGACGCCGCUCGCUCUGAUUGGACAACCGGUGGGAAAAGGUUAAACCAAAAAAAAAAAGAGAGAGAGAGAAAUAUUUUUUACAGCCCUAGUGUGUGUGUCUAGAGCUGGGAAAUUAAUUGUCGCGAAAAGCUGUCUCCGCUGCUCGGAGCCGCUGCUGGGGCUGCUGAUUUGCCCCCCUUUUGAAAAAAAAAACCCACCAUGAAGUAGAGAGAGAGAGAGAGGGAGUUCCUAAUUUAUUAUUUAUUUUUUUAAGGAGCCACAUUUUCUUGUCCUUUGGAAACAUCUCCCCCUUUUAGCUCCCCCCCCCUUUCUUUUGGAAGGGGGGCAUUUUUUUAACGUGGUUACCCCUCUCCCCCUACUUCCCUCCCUCCCUUUCUCCUUCUCCCCAUCCUCCCCUCCCCUUCCUCCUGUUUUGCCUUUUGGCUCUCCCUCUCUCUCCCUUUUGCUUUGCCGGCUCCCUCUUGUCUUUCCCGUCCUCCCUUCCUCAGCUCCGGUCUUUUGCUACAUGCCUCCUCGCCAAGCUCUGGAGCUGCUGGUCCAAGCGCCUGGCUACGGCUGCUGCUGCUGCUGCUUUUCCCUGGACUCAGCAGCCUCCCCAACCAGCACCAGCACCAGCCUCUCCUCCUCCUCUUCCUCCACCACCACCAGCAGCUCUUCUUGCUCUUCCUCCCAGCCGGGCCCCUUCCCCCCGCCGCCUCGCCUGGGGGAUGUUGGACAUGGGCGAUAGGAAGGAAGUCAAGAUGCUGCCCAAGUCCUCCUUCAGCAUCAACAGCCUGGUGCCCGAAGCCGUGCAGAACGACAACGGGAGCAGCAGCAGCGGCGGCAGCAACCACGGGCACCAGCACCACCACAACAACAACCACCACCCGCACCACCACCACCACCAUCACCACCACCACCACAUCCACCACCAGCAGCAGCAGCAGCAAGCCUCCCAGCGAGGGGCCCCGGCGGAGGAGGACGAGGAGGAGGACAAGGGCCAGCUCUUGCUCCAGCCGCCCGGGGUCGGCGUGGCCAGUUCCGCAGAAGCGCCGGCCGUGGUGGGCAAAGGCGACCCGGCCUCCGACCUCGAAGGGGAGAAGGAGAAGGGCUCCCCGGAGGAGAAGAAGGGCUCUCCGGACGGGGCCAAGGAGGGCGACGGAGGCGGGGGCGGAGGGGGCGGCAAGGAGGGCGAGAAGAAGAACGGCAAGUACGAGAAGCCGCCCUUCAGCUACAACGCGCUGAUCAUGAUGGCCAUCCGGCAGAGCCCCGAGAAGCGCCUCACCCUCAACGGCAUCUACGAGUUCAUCAUGAAGAACUUCCCUUACUACCGGGAGAACAAGCAGGGCUGGCAGAACUCCAUCCGCCACAACCUCUCGCUCAACAAGUGCUUCGUGAAGGUGCCCCGGCACUACGACGACCCGGGCAAGGGCAACUACUGGAUGCUGGACCCUUCCAGCGACGACGUCUUCAUCGGGGGCACCACGGGGAAGCUGCGGAGGCGCUCCACCACCUCGCGGGCCAAGCUGGCCUUCAAGCGGGGCGCCCGGCUCACCUCCACGGGCCUGACCUUCAUGGACCGGGCGGGCUCCUUGUACUGGCCCAUGUCGCCCUUCCUCUCGCUGCACCACCCGCGGGCCGGGGGCGCGCUGGGCUACAACGGCGCCGCCUCGGCCUACCCGAGCCACCCCAUGCCCUACAGCUCGGUCCUGGCGCAGAACUCCUUGAGCAACCAGCACUCCUUCGCGCCCUCCAACGGGCUGAGCGUGGACCGGCUGGUCAACGGCGAGCUGCCCUACGCCACGCACCACCUCACGGCCGCCGCCGCCCUGGCCGCCUCGGUGCCCUGCGGCCUGUCGGUGCCCUGCUCGGGCGCCACGUACUCCCUCAACCCCUGCUCGGUCAACCUGCUGGCCGCCGGACAGACCAGUUACUUUUUCCCCCACGUCCCGCACCCUUCCAUGAGCUCCUCCUCCUCCUCGCAGAGCAGCAGCAGCGCCUCCCUGGCGGCCGUGGGCCGGGCCGCCUCGGCCUCCAGCUCGCCCCAGGCGCCCUCCUCGGCCUCGGGCCCUCUCUCCUGCGAGGCGCUCCGGCCCGCCUUGCCGCCGGCCUUCUCCACGGGACUCUCGGGCGGACUCUCCGACUACUUCACGCACCAGAACCAGGGCGCUUCCUCCAACCCGCUCAUCCAUUAACCCUUCCCCCCCCACCAUCCAC
Messenger RNA from Anolis sagrei ordinatus, 2578 nucleotides. It is a transcript of the gene FOXG1, whose product is annotated as forkhead box G1. Gene Ontology annotation, molecular function: DNA-binding transcription factor activity; sequence-specific double-stranded DNA binding. NCBI's taxonomy places the organism in Eukaryota, Metazoa, Chordata, Lepidosauria, Squamata, Anolidae. Gene Ontology annotation, cellular component: nucleus. The record is from RefSeq and is a predicted model, not a curated record. Gene Ontology annotation, biological process: regulation of transcription by RNA polymerase II.